Messenger RNA from Dentiscutata erythropus, 1998 nucleotides. The record is from the annotation of a GenBank genome assembly. Lineage: Eukaryota; Fungi; Glomeromycota; Glomeromycetes; Diversisporales; Gigasporaceae.
AUGCAAGGAAAUGAGCAAAAUAUAAAACCUCGGCCACCUUCUAAAGAAGAUGCUGAACCACUUAUCGAAGUUAUUGUUGUAAUCGAUAAUGUUGAAGUUUUAGUAAAAUUGAAUGACCAAGACAAAUUAGAUACGAUAAGAAAAAAAUUUGAAAGUUAUGAAGAGAUAGCAAUGACAAAUGAUUUUAAUUUCACAAAGAACGGUGCGAUAAUUAAUAUUACAAAUGAUGAAAAAAAUUUUAUGCUAAAAGAAAUUUUAGUUGGGAAUAAAGUUUAUCUUAAAAGAAAAGAAAAACCAAAUUGGCGUGAUUUGGUAGAGAAAUUCAAGCUUGAAUAUGGACGAAAUUAUGAAGAAAGUAAAGAAAAAGCAGCGAAUAAAAAAGUUUUCACCGUUAAAGAUUGCAAAUUUGAUGUGUUUACUUCAGAUGAAUAUUAUUAUGACGAUAUAACGAUCAAAUCCAACGAUGAAUUGAAUCGAAAUAAAAGUUUAUUCCUAAAAGCACAAAUAGAAAUCCCAUCCUCUGCAAAAUUAGGUUUUUCAAUAGAAUCAGAAAAGAAUUCUCAAGAUUAUUCCGAAGAUGCACUAAAAUUUUAUGUUAAAAAUUUUGGUAAGGCAGAAAUUACUAUUCAAGAACAAAACGUCGAGUUUACACCAGAAUUCAAAAAAGAUGUGCAAAAAGCAAUUGAUUCACAAGAUCCAAAAAUAAUUAAUAAAAUUAUUACAGAGUUUGGCCAAUUUAUUCCUACUGUAGUCCGAUUUGGAGGAAGACUUUAUUAUGAAGAUGCGACAAACACGACCAAAAAUUCGACCAAUAACAAUAAAGCAGGCUCGGCAAAUUUCGGUAUUUAUGGGCAAGGCCCAGAGUUUCAGCAUAAAUCUGGUGUAAGCAGCAAGAAUGAAAGCACCACGCAACACAAAAGUUCAGAAGUUUUUGGAGGUGACAAAAUAAAAAUUUAUGAUGGUAAAGAAGCGGAAUGGGUAUCUUCUUUGCAGGAUUUUAGGUAUUGGGAACCAAUCGAAUUUCGUAAACCCGUAAGCAUCUUUGAAUUCUUAGAAGAAGACAUGCAAAAGAAAAUAAAGGAAAUUAUUGGGAAAAGAAUUAUUUAUUCUAACGUUCAAGAUUAUAGUUAUGAAAUUAAUGAUUUGGAUAACCACUUAGCUAAUUUAGAAAUGCCCGGAGAUGUUCAAAAAAUUUUCUCAGACUCUGAUAUUGAUCCUCAAGUUUUUGCUACAAUUCUUAACAUGGAUAAAAAUGACGAUGUAUUCACUUACGCAUUAUAUAUUCCAAAAUCUAAUGUCCCAAAAAUUAUCAUUAAUUGUAUUUCUAAUAAUGGGAAACAAAGAAAAUGUCAUAUUAAAAUAGGAUGGAUAGUUGUUGGAUAUAGUCCAAACAUUAAUUCUGCUCUCUUGAGCUCUGACUUUCAUCUUCAAAGUACUAAGAAGAAAAUAUCUGUGCCAUCGAAUAACGAACAUGUAUUCAAAAUGAUCGAGGAUAAUUCCCUAGUAGCAUGUGGCGCACCCAUAGUGUCUGAAUGGAAACCUGGCCGCGAACACCUGGUUAUUGGUCACCAUUUUAGUUUUUGUGGAAACGCAGAAAAAACUUAUGCAUGUCUUUACGGAUAUGACUUAGGCGAAAAGAAAUAUUCUAUUUUGCCUAACACUAAUUUUGAAUUCAAUGUAUUGUCCUUUAUCGAACAUCCAGGUUCUAACAUAUUAGUUCAGUUCAGGAAAGUAGAUCGAAAAUUGGAAAAGAAAAAGGGUCAAAAAUCGUCUGAAAAGCAUGAAACUGAUAAUAAACUGCCAGAAUUUGUCAGCUUGUAUGUAGAUAACAUAGGAAAAUGUCAGCAAUGCUUUCCAGAAUUUAUUGCCAAAAAGCUUGAUCGUUUUAUUCUUGAACAACCUGAAUGUAAGAAUGCGCUUAAGAAAAAAUUUCGUGAUCAUUGUUUUGCUACUGUUUUUAACCCUGAAGCUGCUAAACAGAAAACGAUCCAAUAUCAA